Messenger RNA from Sphaeramia orbicularis (orbiculate cardinalfish), 3700 nucleotides. RefSeq names its product programmed cell death 6 interacting protein (gene pdcd6ip). NCBI's taxonomy places the organism in Eukaryota, Metazoa, Chordata, Actinopteri, Kurtiformes, Apogonidae. Gene Ontology annotation, cellular component: endosome. Gene Ontology annotation, biological process: mitotic cytokinesis. The record is from RefSeq and is a predicted model, not a curated record. Bases 105 to 2753 code for a protein of 882 amino acids. Gene Ontology annotation, molecular function: protein binding. The transcript has 19 exons.
UCCGAGCACAAACCAGGAAGUGUAUCAGUCGCUGUUGUUUGUGUUCGUCGGUGGCUAAUCGACGGUCUUUUUUCUGACUUAAAAUAGAAAUUUCGCGGGCCGAAAUGGCAACGUUUAUUUCAGUCCCGUUAAAGAAGGCUUCCGAAGUGGAUCUGGUGAAACCGCUGUCGAAAUUCGUAACUGUGUCGUACCCAGCAGGCGAGGAGCAGUCGGAGUAUAUCCGCGCCGUGGAGGAGUUGAACAAGCUCCGCAAGAACGCGUUGGGAAGGCCGCUGGACAAACACGAGAGCUCCCUUGAGAUCCUGCUCAGAUACUACGAUCAGCUGUGUUCUGUUGAGCCCAAGUUUCCCUUCUCUGAAAAUGAGCUCUGCUUAACCUUCACAUGGAAGGAUGCAUUUGAUAAAGGAUCACUGUUCGGUGGCUCAGUCAAGCUCGCUUUGGCCAGUCUGGGCUAUGAGAAGACGUGUGUGCUGUUCAACGCAGCAGCUUUGGCCAGUCAGAUUGCCUCCGAGCAGAAUCUGGACAACGAUGAGGGACUAAAGGCUGCAGCCAAAUACUAUCAGCUGGCCAGUGGUGCUUUUGGCCACAUUAAGGACACAGUCCUGUCUGCAUUGAACAGGGAGCCCACCAUGGACAUUUCCCCUGAGACUGUGGGGACCCUCAGCCUCAUCAUGCUGGCCCAGGCCCAGGAGGUCUUCUUCCUUAAAGCCACCUCAGAUAAGAUGAAGGAUGCUGUCAUUGCAAAGCUGGCCAAUCAGGCGGCAGAUUUCUAUGGUGACGCCUUCAAGCAGUGCCAGUACAAAGACAACCUUCCCAAGUAUUUUUAUUUUCAGGAAGUGCUGCCAGUGCUGGCGGCCAAGCACUGCAUCAUGCAGGCCAACGCCGAGCUUCACCAGAGCAUCCUGGCUAAACAGAAGAAGCGGUUUGGAGAGGAGAUCGCUCGCCUGCAGCACGCAGCAGAGCUGGUUAAAACAGUCGCCUCUCGUUAUGACGAAUACGUGAGUGUGAAGGACUUGAGUGACAAGAUCAACCGAGCCCUCACCGCAGCCAAAAAAGACAACGACUUCAUCUACCACGACCGGGUUCCUGAGGUCAAGGACCUGGACCACAUCGGCAAAGCGGCGCUGGUCAAAGCCACAGCCAUUACACCUCCACUCAGCCAGAAAUUUACAGACUUGUUUGAGAAGAUGGUUCCCAUGGCAGUGCAACAGUCCAUGAGCAUUUACAACCAGAGGAAGAAUGAGACUGUUAACAGACUAGUGGGAACCAUGAGGGAGGCCACCAAUCUUUGCAACGGGGUUUUGGCGUCUCUAAACCUGCCAGCUGCUUUAGAAGAUCUGUCAGGAGACUCUAUCCCACAGUCCAUCGCCGAGAAGGCCCGCAAUAUCGUCCAGCAAGGCGGUCUGCAGAGCAUCGAACAGCUGAUCAAAGACCUGCCUGAGCUACUGACCCGCAACAGAGAGAUCCUGGACGAGUCUCUGAAGAUGCUGGAUGAUGAAGAGACGACAGACAACGAGCUGAGAGGCAAAUUUAACCAACGCUGGAACAGAACCCCCUCUGGAGAACUCUACAAGCCUCUUCGUGCAGAGGGUGCUAACUUCCGCAACAUUUUGGACAAAGCGGUGCAGGCAGACCAGGUGGUGCGGGACCGCUACAACACCCACUGUGACAUGAUCGCCCUGCUGUGUAAACCAGAGAACGAGCUGAACGCUGCCAUCCCUUCUGCCAACCCCACCAAGACUCUGCAGGGUAGCGAGGUAGUGAACGUGCUGCGCUCCCAGCUCACCCAGCUGGAUGAGAUGAAGGCAGAGAGGGAGACCCUGGAAGGAGAGAUCAAGGCUGUGACCUUUGACAUGUCCGUCACCUUCCUGACGGCACUAGCCCAGGACGGCGCCAUAAACGAAGAGCAGCUCUCUCUCUCCCAGCUGGACCAGCUGUAUGGGGCCUAUAACCAGAGAGUACAGGCCAGCCUCCGCAAACAGGAGGAGCUGCUGGGACAGGUCCAGACCUCCCACCAGGAGUUCAGCGGUUUGAAGCAGUCCAACACAGAGGCCAACCAGAGGGAGGAGGUCCUGAAGAAGCUGGCUUCAGCUCACGACAGCUACGUUGAGAUCAGCAGCAACCUUCGCGAAGGCACCAAGUUCUACAACGACUUGACAGAAAUCCUGCUUAAGUUCCAGAACAAAUGCAGCGACAUCGUUUUCGCUCGCAAGACAGAGCGUGAUGAACUGCUUAAAGAGCUGCAGCAGAGCAUUGCACGAGAGCCCAGCGCUCCUUCCUUUAGCGUCCCUGCAUAUCAGAGCACUCCUGCUGCCCCCGCUGCCGGCCCCACCCCUGCACCCAGGACUGUCUUUGAUUUCAUCAGUCAUCCUCAACCACCUCCACAGCAGCCCCAGGCGAAGCCCACGCCGCCAGCCAGACCCCCACCACCCAGCGUCACCCCACAGGCCGCUACCGCCACCACUCCCGCCAACAUACCACCCUCUGUCCCUCCUACCAGUAACCCACCACCUAUGGCCCCGCCCACACAGGCCCAGGGACCACCGUACCCCACCUACCAGGGCUACCCAGGGUACUUCCAGAUGCCUAUGGGCUACAAUCCAUACGCCUAUGGUCAGUUCAACAUGUCCUACAUGCCCUACCAGGCAACCCCAGGACAAGGAGGAUACCCAGGAGCCCCCCCAGCUGGACAGCCCUACCCCGGCUACCCCCAACAACCCCCCCAGCAGCAGCCCUACUACCCCCAGCAAUAGCUCUGCCCUCCAUCCCCCACCUCCUGGUUUCUCUUCUCAUAUGUUAACACCAAAUAAAAACACCCCCAGCAAUAACAGCUUAUCUCCAUCGACCUCCUCCCCCUCUCGUCCUUUCUUUUUUUCUCCUCCACUAAUAGCAGCCGUAGAAAGCCACAUGAAGGGCGACCUCAGAGCUGCUUUGCACUUCUCCCUGAAACCUUUUAUUACUUUGCCAUCCUUGUUUCAUCUCGUCCUAUCCUCUAAUCUCCAGAUCUGUUUGUUUAGAUUUUUUUUUUUUUUUUGCCCUUGUUCUUCUCAUAGUUCAUCGAUACACUAACCGCCUCCCUUUUCUGCUUGUCAUUUUUUAUGCCUUCCUUUUCUAAUGGUUUUGUUAACGGUUUAAUUUAAAACCUAACUGGUUUCAAUCACAACUGACUCUUUUUCCGGCUGGACUGCUGUACAACACUUGCGGAGGCACAGAGAAGAGGGUGGGCUAAAAGCACAUUUUCUGGUUUGGAAGUGUGUCCAACGGGUGGAUGGUGGUCAUUAUUUGUCAUGAUGCCAGUGAUUGGAGCCACAUCCUCACUCUCCCACCGAGUCAACCCUCUGUGCUUCUUCAGCAACUAUAUUCCUAUUUUUGUAAUGAAUACUGAUGCCUCGAUGAUGUACAAACCUAUAAAAAGGAAUGGUCUGUAGGUUUUAUAAAGUAGAUGAUGAUGAUGACUGUUGAGAGUCUUUUCUCUUUAGCUCUUUUCUCUUUUCUCUCACCCAGGGAAUGUUGGUAUAUUUCUGUGUUACAAUCAGAGGCUGUAAAAGUGAGAGAAAUUGUUCUAUUAUAUAAAUAUAUGUAUAAAUAAGACUCUGUAUGUGGUUAACCGAACACUCUGUGUGCUGCACUCUCAUGCUCUUUGUGUUUAUUUUUAUUCCUCAGCUCUAAUGUGAUUAAAAACAACAACUGCCAGCCAGGA